UGCUGCUCCCGGACAGAUGGUCAUAAAAUGGAUGGAGUAAUCGUUGCCUGUAUUUCGUCGUACAGGAGUCUACUGUACUCCGCUGUUUUCUACCCUUGAGACAAGUUGACGACUGAGGUCUCCUCCAUUCAUAUAGGCCGAGUUCCCUCCCAUGCGCUACACAGACAUACCGGUACUGCCAUCAAAUGCUAGACCUGGUGAUACUAUGGAGGUCUUCUUCGUCAAGGUGACUCAGAUCAGCGGCGACUUCCAAUGGCCCCUAGAUGUCCACGGCUUUGUCGCUGUUCGUGAUUCCCUAGACAAUAAGCGCAACUACCUCUUCCGUCGAGGCAGAUAUAAUUGCCAGACCCUCACCUCUCAGCUCAGGCAUGAUUCUCUUUUGGAACUUACAGGUCCUAGCCGUGCCAUCCUGCUGUGGGAUGAGCCUGUUUUUGAGAUUGACCUGAAAGUGAAGUACAAAGGGAGUUCAUCAUCUGAAGACGACAAGAUUUUAUGCUUGGAUUUCUUUGGGUACAAUAACAUUUGUUACAAAGGCAGUCUCAGUUACACCAGAACUGAGGUGGUUUCAAGCAAGCAUAGCACAGUGGAGGUCAGGUUUGCUCAUCUCAAACGUUCCGUGGAGGCAACCAUCAUGGCCCGCAUCAGCAAGGGAUCAGGCAACUUCAGUGCACGCCUCACUGCCUGCAACACGAGCAUUGGUGAGGACGUGGUGCUGCUGGACACCCGAGGCCAGGGGGUGUCUGUCGGCAAGGAUGGGGAGGUUACACUGCAGCGCCGUGUCGUCGUCGUGGAGGAGAAGGCUCAACUGGUCCUUGGGAUCAAGGCUGAACAGCUAGGUGACACUGCUGAGAGUAGCACCAUGGUUGAGAAGAAGUUUGGUUUUUAUGCCAAGUCAUCACUGAGAAAUGAAGGUUAUUUUCACAUUGGAUCCUCGAGCUUGCAUAUUCUGGUCGCAUGGUCACUUCUUCCUUAG
Molecule: messenger RNA, 973 nt
Organism: Panicum hallii
Lineage: Eukaryota; Viridiplantae; Streptophyta; Magnoliopsida; Poales; Poaceae
Exons: 3
Coding region: 152-973 (273 amino acids)
Source: RefSeq, a predicted model, not a curated record